Rattus rattus (black rat) is the source of this 2753-nucleotide messenger RNA. RefSeq names its product zinc finger protein 853 (gene Znf853). Gene Ontology annotation, molecular function: DNA-binding transcription repressor activity, RNA polymerase II-specific; RNA polymerase II cis-regulatory region sequence-specific DNA binding. The transcript is spliced from 4 exons. NCBI's taxonomy places the organism in Eukaryota, Metazoa, Chordata, Mammalia, Rodentia, Muridae. Gene Ontology annotation, biological process: negative regulation of transcription by RNA polymerase II. The record is from RefSeq and is a predicted model, not a curated record. The coding region runs from base 483 to 2522 and encodes 679 amino acids.
GAGAAUAAAGGGUUGUUGCCUGGGAACCCCCUUCCUCUUCCAGCCUUGCAGCCUCAGUGACAAUCGCUAACCGUGGCGCACGGAUACGCGCACCGCACCAGGCGAUGCGCUGCGGCGUGCGCUGCGCCCAGCAUCGGCGGACCCUGAGACGCACGCAGGGCCGACCAUCCUGUCCCCAUCCCCACCCACACCUCCCCGGGGUGGGGGGUCCUGGGCGACCUCGGCAGCUCUGACAGUGAAGACCCUGCAGAGUACCCGUAAAGGGUUCUCCCGGGGGUGGUCAGAGCCUCCAUGGCUCAUUCUAGAUGGAGGUACCUCCGGAAGGAGCUGGUUGAACGGCCGUGGCCUUCACCUUGUAGCCACUGGUGACCACACCUCCCCUAGCGCAGAGGCUGCUGCCAGCAGCGGCGGCGGCGGUGGCGGCGGCGGGAAAUGCUGUUCCAGCACAGCCUGCUCUGGGAGAACCUGGUGUGACGGCCAGGAUGGAGCUGGGCCCAGCAACCCAGACUUUUGUGUUGGAGCUUCGAUGUCUUGAGGAUGGGGGUCCAGGGCCUGACACCCUCUCAGGUGGCAGUGGUGGAAGUGAGAGGCAGGAGAGGCGCAGCCAUCCACAGCAGCCAGCGCUGGCGGCCUCAGUCGGGGUCAGUAACUAUGUCUACUAUAUGGAGGCAGAGCAGCAGGAACCACAGGACUUGCGAGUGCACCGAUUAAAGCGUCGGUCAGAGCCGGAACAACAGCCGGGGCACAAGCAGUUGCAAGAGCAGCAAUCUCAGCCUCAACUGUUAGGAUCCCAGCCAGAAUUGCAGCAGCAGCAGCAGCAGCAGCAGCAAGAUGGGCAACAGCAGCUGUCUCCACCACAGCAAGAACGACAGGAAGACCGGUCCGUGCGGCAUCAUCAACCACAACCACAGCUGCAGGCGGUGCAGCUGCCGAGACUGGGACAAGAGCAGCAUCUGUUGCUGCAGCAGCACCAGACGAGGCAGCCUCCAAACCAAGUACAACAGCCAUUUCCACAGCAGCAGGAACAGCAGCAAAUCCAACAGCGGCAUCUUGUGCAGCAGCAAAUGCAUGAGCCUGCGCCACAGCAGCAAGUGCAGGAACAACACCAGUCACAGCAGCAGCAGCUUCUCCAACAAGAGCAGCUGUUGCAAGAGCAGAGGCAAUUGCUGCUGCAGCAUGUGCAAGAUCAAGCAUUGCAGUUACAGCAAGUGCAAGAGCAACAGCUGUUGCAACAGGAGCAGUUGCAGCAGCUGCUGUUCCAACAGGAGCAACUGUUGCAGCAACAGGCACACUUGCAACAGCAACACUUGCAGCAACAGGUAUUGGUGCUACAGCCACAGGGACAGCCACAGCAGCAGCUGUUGCUACAGCAGCAACAGGCACACUUGCAGCAGCAGCUGUUGCAGCAGCAGGAACAGCUGCAGCAGCAACAGCGGCACCAGCAGCUGCAGCCUCCUCCACUGGAGCCAGAGGAAGAAGAGGAGAAAGAGGAGGAGAGAGUGGAACUGGAACUCAUGCCUGUGGACGUCAGAUCUGAGCAGGACCUGGAGAGGCUGCAGGAACAGCGGCAGCUGCAGCUAAAAUUGCAGGAGCAGCUGCGUCAGCUGGAGGAGCACCUGGAGCAGCAGCAGCAGAUGGAGCAGCUGCAGCUGCAGCAGAUGGAGCAGCUGGAGCAGCUGCAGCAGCAGCAGCAGCAGAUGGAGCAGCUGCAGCUGGAGCAACAGGUGGUGCACCUGGAGCUGACCCCGGUGGAACUAGACGCCCAGCAGGAGGAGGUGCAGCUGGAGCUGACUUCUGUGGAGCCGGAGCUGCAGCUGGAGCUGGUGCACGCUCCGGGGGUUGCAGCACCGGCUCCAGCCACCGUCGUGGUGGCCCCUCCAGGUUAUGUGGUGCUGCAGGAGGUCAUGGUGCUGCCCUCUGUGGCCACACCCACUGUGGUGGCCAUUCCGGGGCCCGCGGGGAGUGCGGCUCUGACUCCCGCCAGACAGCGGAGGAAGCGGCGAGUCCGGAACAGGCCGACCGUCUGUGGGGAAUGUGGCAAGGGUUUCAGCCGCAGCACGGACCUGGUGCGACACCAGGCCACGCACACUGGGGAGAGGCCGUAUCUCUGCAGCGAGUGCGGAAAGAGCUUCUCGCAGCAUUCCAACCUAGUGACCCACCAGCGUAUCCACACCGGCGAGAAGCCCUACGCCUGCACCUACUGCUCCAAGCGCUUCAGCGAGAGCUCGGCGCUCGUGCAGCAUCAGCGCACCCACACUGGAGAACGGCCCUACGCCUGCGGCGACUGCGGCAAGCGCUUCAGCGUCUCCUCCAACCUGCUGCGCCACCGCCGCACCCAUUCGGGUGAGCUGCCCUACGUGUGUGAGGACUGCGGCGAGCGCUUCCGGCAGAAGGUGCAGAUCCGCAGGCACGAGCGCCAGCUGCAUGGGGCAGGGCGCUCCCGAGGCCUGGGCCUCCUGCGGACCUCCAGGCCUGUGCCCUCUACAAGGGCCCAGCAGACCUCUGCCUCCGGGAAGCACUGAGAGGCGUUAGAGCCAUUCACACACACCUCGACCCUAGUUCCUGGUUUUAACUCCAAUUUGAGGACAUUUUGGGCAUCUUGAAUUAUCCUUAGGAGAGGAAGACUUCCAGCUUUUUCCAGACCCCUCCCUCCCAAACACCAAGUUCACAGAUUCACCCUCCCCCCGAAAACCAUCUCCAGGUGGGUGAGAGAGACUGUCCAACUUUGUCCUUUCUUGGGAAAAUAGGACUGA